CUCCCACAAAAGAGUCCCCACGUGAUCUCGAGGGAUAAGCUUUUUCUUCGUCGUCUGAGAGAGAGGGAGAAGCAGUGUCAAAGCACUUAUCCAUGGCGGCUGCAGCAGCUUCUUCUACCACUCUUCUCUCUUCUUCCUCCUCUUCUCGGGCUUUUCCCGCCAAGUCCCUUCUCUCCCCUCACCCUUCUUCCUCCCGAACCCUAGCCCUCCCCGCAUCCUCGGCCCUUCGCGCCCCUCUCCGCUCCGGAUUCACCCAACCGGCUUCGCUCUCCGUCAGUCGCUCUGCUUCUCGCCGGAGCUUCGUCGUCCGAGCCCAGGCUGAUGACCUUCCAUUGGUAGGAAACAAGGCACCUGAUUUUGAUGCAGAGGCUGUUUUCGAUCAGGAGUUCAUCAAGGUCAAGCUCUCCGAGUACAUUGGGAAGAAGUAUGUGAUUCUCUUCUUCUACCCUUUGGACUUCACUUUUGUCUGCCCCACAGAGAUUACUGCCUUCAGUGACCGUUAUCAAGAGUUCGAAAAGCUUAAUACCGAAGUGCUAGGUGUCUCGGUUGACAGUGUGUUCUCGCACCUUGCAUGGGUCCAGACAGACAGAAAGUCAGGAGGGCUUGGCGAUCUGAAUUACCCGCUUAUCUCUGACGUCACAAAAUCAAUCUCGAAGUCUUAUGGGGUUCUCAUACCGGAUCAGGGAAUUGCACUGAGGGGUCUUUUCAUCAUAGACAAGGAAGGAGUCAUCCAACACUCCACCAUUAACAACCUCGCCAUUGGACGAAGUGUUGAUGAGACAUUGAGGACCCUCCAGGCGUUGCAGUACGUACAAGAAAACCCGGACGAAGUGUGUCCGGCGGGAUGGAAGCCCGGCGAGAAAUCCAUGAAACCCGACCCCAAGCUCAGCAAAGAGUACUUCUCCGCCAUCUGAGGCAUCCGGUAGUCUCGGCCAUUAAAUUUGAGUCAGGAACUAGCGAGGCAUCACCCAAUAUCCAUUGUCUGGAUUUUUAUUUUUCAUGUUUGAGUCUCUGAAUUCCAAUCCAGACAUGUAUUUGUUGUUCCUUCUUACGACAUAUCUAAAAACUGAAUAAUUUUAUUUUAUAUAAUAUCCA
This is a messenger RNA of Tarenaya hassleriana, 1095 nucleotides long. Its product is annotated as 2-Cys peroxiredoxin BAS1, chloroplastic. Lineage: Eukaryota; Viridiplantae; Streptophyta; Magnoliopsida; Brassicales; Cleomaceae. Bases 93 to 914 code for a protein of 273 amino acids. Gene Ontology annotation, biological process: cell redox homeostasis; cellular response to stress; response to oxidative stress. Gene Ontology annotation, molecular function: thioredoxin peroxidase activity. The record is from RefSeq and is a predicted model, not a curated record. The transcript has 7 exons.